This is a messenger RNA of Cheilinus undulatus (humphead wrasse), 3922 nucleotides long. It is a transcript of the gene mideasa, whose product is annotated as mitotic deacetylase associated SANT domain protein a. Gene Ontology annotation, molecular function: transcription corepressor activity. Lineage: Eukaryota; Metazoa; Chordata; Actinopteri; Labriformes; Labridae. The transcript is spliced from 13 exons. The record is from RefSeq and is a predicted model, not a curated record. Bases 680 to 3862 code for a protein of 1060 amino acids. Gene Ontology annotation, cellular component: histone deacetylase complex; transcription regulator complex. Gene Ontology annotation, biological process: negative regulation of DNA-templated transcription; regulation of transcription by RNA polymerase II.
UAACUGGAUAGGCCGUGAUACCUACAUCAGACAGGUGUGGCUCUGUUGAGCAUUUUGAAGAUCUACGAAAGCAGCAGAGCAGGCCCCAGUUCCCACACAGUCACCGUCUCAUGUGUGGUUUAGUCGCUGAUGCGGGGAGAAAGUUGUGGACAUGUUUUCUUGAGUGUGCACGAUUUAGUGAUUCGCCGUGCAACAUUAAAAGCGCAGUGUUUAUGAGCGCCUCCAGCCUUUCCGGACUUUGGAUUAUGUUUCCGUGGGAUUGUACUCUCGUCUGUUCGCCAUAUUGCGCGCUGUGAAACUCGAGGGAAAGUUGUCAGAGUUAUGACAUUUGCUGCGCACAGUACCUCCAUGGAGCUGCAUGCAGUCGACUUUGAUCGAAACCAAAGUGACUCUAUGGAGCUGGACACGGACAGCUCUGUGCACCACUGAUCAGGUCCUUCUCCAGAAAGAAGAGGAAGAGAAGAAUGGACAGAAAAGCUCAGAUUUGAUUCUGAAAGGAGGGUUGAGUGUUCCCCACCCUGCACUUUCCUCUGGGAUUUAUAUUUCCUCCCAUAUACCUCUGUAUACGCAAUUAAACAAAGAAUUCCUCAGCCACAGGCACACUAACUCAGUGUUUUGCACACUUGGAAGUCAAGAUUGAAAGCUCUGACUUCAGUUUUUGUACCCUUAAAACAUUACUAUGAGUCUUCCUUCUCAAGUGAGUACUGACAAGAGUGGCAAGCAGCGAGGUGCAGCCAUGAAAGAGCCUGUGCAGCACUCAGGGGACGUUUACUAUGGUAUGGGACCUCCAGCAUUGGAGUCGAGUAAUUCUGCCAGCAGCUCUGGUGUUUAUAGCCAAGAGAAAGGGCCUCAAAGUCUGCCACACUAUCAACAGGCUGCCCCUGUAAAGUGGAUGCACCAGGACUCCGUGCAGGCGCCUGGCUGGUCUCAGGAAGCUCCUGUGUCGGCCUGGGGCCAGAACUUUGGCCCUUAUAUGAGUGGAGUGAACGUCAGGGGUCAGAUGGCGUUCCACAAAGGGGUCCACGAGGGUGUUGCUCUGCCAAUGGGGGGAGAAAAUCAACUCCCAGGCCCAGUUGAGGCUUACAGGGAUGCAGCCCAGGCUUCAGCUCCUGGGAGGGGGCUGGAAUGGGAGCAGCAUGCUGCAGCUGCGAUGCACCAGGCUCAGCUUCAAGCCUACCAGCAGGCUCAUAAAGGUGUGGAGCUGCAGGCUCAACCCCACGUAGCUCCUCACACUCUACAGGGGCCCAUGCUGCAACCUUUCCAGGCUACUUUUAGGCCUAGUAAGCAACAGUUUCCAUCUGGUCAUUACUCUGUGUUCCCCGGCAACAAGCCAGUGUCAGGCCUGGCAUACAGCGAGCAACCCAAAAACCAGCAGCGUUUGCUGCAACAGAUGCGGCAGCAACAAAUGCAUCACCAUCAACAGCAGCAGCAACAACAGCAACAGCAGCAGCAACAGCAGCAACUAUUUCAACAGCAUCAACUCCAGUUGCAGCAACAGCAACAAAUGCAGCAACAGCAGCAACUCCAACACCAUCAGUUGCAACAGCAACAACUUAAGCAAAUGCAGCAACAGUAUCACCAGCAGCAACUGCAGGAGCGGCAGCAACAAAUCCAACAAAUGCAGCAGCAGCAAAUGCAGCAAAAUGUGCCACAGCAAGAAACGGCACAACUUCAGGUGCAACCAAAACAGCAACAAAACCUAAACUUUGCGACUUUUCAGCCUCCUGAGCCUCGUCCUCCUGAUGCUGCAGGUAUAAAAGAAGAUGCAAAAGCAGCUGAGCAGCAGGAGUUAGAAGUUAAAACCAAUGAAGGGACAUCUGCACCUGAUCCAGGCUCUGACAAAGUUUCAACAAAUCCAGCAGAACUCACAAAUGCAUCACUGGCUGCGCCUCGGCGCUCUCGACGCCUCUCCAGAGAUGGACAGUCCCCGUUAGGCCCUCCUUCCACUAACAUCUGGUCCCAAGCAGCCAAAGAUUCACAACUGUCCCAGAAUGGAGUUAAAGGAGGAGAGGCCCAAGUUACGACAGGAGGGGUCAUCCAGAUCACCAGCAGGAGGAGGAGGGCGUCCAAGGAGAUCAACCUGGAGACUUUGGCUCAGAAGGCGUCAGAAAUGGAGCCUGCCAAAAUGGCAAAGGAAGACGCUCCUGCUUCAGGCAGACAGGCCACUAUAGUUCCUCUGGUCAUCCCUGUGUCUGUGCCGGUGCACAAGAGUCACACUGACCCUCAGAGCGGCUGGGCUCAGGGGAGACUUGGUCCAGGUGAGCGAUUAGCAGGACCGUCUGACAGGAAACCUUCAGUCAUUGUGGCUCGGCGGCGAUCCCGCAGGAACUCCAUGAACGAGAGCUUUGGCCAGGAUGGAGAGGAUCAAGGCCUAGACGAGGAUGGAAAACCCAAAUUGAAGCGCCGACCUCGUCCCGAGCCGCUCAUCAUCCCUCCUCACAAACCUUCCACCUUCAUCCCUCCAUCCUUGUACCCCAGCAUCACCUCCUACCAGAGCAACCUGCGCUCUCCUGUUCGCCUGCCGGAUAACCCCCUGACUCUGCCCCCGUACACACCUCCACCCAUUCUAUCUCCUGUACGUGAAGGCUCUGGACUCUACUUCUCCACCUUUCUCACUAACAUCGCAAGCAACCAGAUCCUUCCUCCGCCGGUUACGCCCAAGUCUGCUUCACGUAGUCUGCUACGCUCAACAAGUUCAGAAGUCACUCCCCCUGUUCUGCCGCUGAUCACUGAUGCUACGCCCGUCAGCCUUGAGCCGCGUAUCAACAUCGGGUUGAGGUACCAGGCAGAAAUUCCUGAGUUGCAAGAUCAGCUGUCCUCCCAGUUAGACCUGCACAAGGCUGAUCUGGUUUGGCUCCCCGUGGAUGAGUCAAACCUUAGACCUGGUGAUGAAGAAAGGGUUAAGAAUUUGAUGAACAUGGCUUGCUCCAGCGUGCUCAGAGGUGGAGGAACCAACCAGGAACUGGUUUUUCACUGUUUACAUGAAUGUGGAGGAGACUUCCUGGACACACUGGGACGUGUGAUGCUUCAGGACCCUGUUUUCCCCCCAGGCCAUCACCUGACAGGUUAUCACUACUCAGGCUCCGACUGCUGGACUGCAGAAGAGAAGCGUUACUUCAAUAAGGGGAUCACUGCUUACAGGAAGGACUUCAUUAUGGUGCAGAAACUGGUGCGGACGAAAACCGUGGCUCAGUGUGUAGAGUUUUACUACACGUACAAGAAACAGGUGAAGAUUGGACGCAACGGGAUUCUCACCUUUGGCCCUCCAGAUUCCCCUGUGGAGAAGCAUACGGAGGCUGUGGUGGAUCUAAAGAGUUCACAGCAGUCCAAACUGACUCAAGAGGAGGCAGAAUCAGACGACAAGAAGGCUCUUUCUAGCGACUUUGAUAGCAGCCAUCAGGCCAGGGUCGCUCAGUCACUACAGGCUCAUGACUAUGCUGGAACAAUGGUGGUGCUCAAAGAGCCAGACACUUUGAACAAAGAGCUUCACCAUCCUGUAGCACAUCACAGGCCUCGAGCCGAGCCUGCAGCCAAGAAGCCAAAAGCACCAGCCAAACCUCCAACGGAUCCUGAUGCAGUAUUUCCCUGCAAGAAAUGUGGCAGGGUGUUUUACAAAGUGAAGAGUCGAAGCGCUCACAUGAAGAGUCAUGCUGAGCAGGAGAAGAAGGCAGCAGCGCUGCGUUUAAAGGAGAAGGAGGAGCAGGCAGCUGCUGAAGCUCGAGCCAGGAAGGCGGCGGCAGCAGCAGCGACGGCGGCUGAACAGAAAGGAAACGACAACGGUGUUACGGAGGAGGCCGAGGGCAGCAGCCAGGAGGACUCGCCUGAGGGAGAGGACGAUGAUGACGAUGAAGACUGGCACUGAGUAGACGGACUGGUAUAGAAAUGGAUCUUAGCGAUGAAAUAAAAAAUAUUCUGCCCUUGA